This is a messenger RNA of Cyphellophora attinorum, 2928 nucleotides long. RefSeq names its product Rho-GTPase-activating protein 8. Gene Ontology annotation, cellular component: cytoplasm; division septum; cell division site. Lineage: Eukaryota; Fungi; Ascomycota; Eurotiomycetes; Chaetothyriales; Cyphellophoraceae. Gene Ontology annotation, molecular function: GTPase activator activity. The record is from RefSeq and is a predicted model, not a curated record. The transcript has 3 exons. Gene Ontology annotation, biological process: small GTPase-mediated signal transduction; cytoskeleton organization. The coding region runs from base 1 to 2928 and encodes 975 amino acids.
AUGGCGGCCUCAGAGACGACAGCGCCGGUGGCGAAGAAGCCCAAGACAGUCGGCUUUGUGGACUCGUUCUGGUCCGCAGACUAUGCUGGCGGCUUGGGGAUACUCUUCCAGAAGCUACAGCAGGGCGUCAUAGAGAACACACAGGUCCUUACGAUAGCGACGAUGCGAGCAGACGCCGAAGAGCUGUAUAGUGAACGGCUCGAGGACAUUGCGCCGACUAUCGACCGCAUGACGAAUGGCUUUGCACGAGAUGACGGCGCUAGUGUGAAGAAGGCAUAUGAAGGCGUCCGCGGCGAGAUGGUCGAAGCGGCCAAGAAUCACCACAAGAUUUCCAACAACAUCCGCGAGCUGGUCGUGUAUCCUUUCGGGAGAUGGUGCGACGCACAUGCGCUGCGGGUCCAGAAUUCGCAGGACGACCUGCAGUCCAAAAUCAAGGCGCAUGAUAGUCAGGCAGAUCUUGUCAAGAAGCUGCGGAGUCAAUACUUCAACAAGUGCAGACUGGUGGAGGAUCAAGAGGAGGAGAAUAAACUGGCGUUUAAGGAGCCCGAGAAGACCGAGCUGGGUAGCCCCAAGCAAAGUCCGCCACCCAAGAUCAUUCUCCCUGACGAGGACGAGGAACUACCGGUCGAGUUGGGAGACGAGACGUUCACACCGGAGAGGAUGAAAGAGGCGCUGACGGCCAUGUUGAAUACCAUACCCAUCUCAGAGUUCAAGGUGCCUGUGCUAGGCACAUAUCAGAACGUCUCAGCCGGCACAGACAUCGUCGACUUCUUGCAGAAACACCUUGGCGCAUCAAGCGUGGGCUACGCGGAGAAGAUGGGCCAGGAUCUGGUCGACAGGGGAUUCCUCAGACUGAUUGGGAGUGUAGGCAGCACAUUCGCCAACAGCUCACGUAUGAGGUACCAAUGGAAGACAAAAGUGUUCAAGAUUACAGGCAUCCCGGAGAAAAAGAAGCCAUUGGGAAGAGUGAGCUCCGGCGGCUCAGACACCGGCAGCAUCGACUCGCCCGUCGCCAACAUUACCGAGACCCUGCAGGCAUGGAACCCACUAAAUAAUCCCUACCCGAACAUGACACCCAGCGAACGACUACGAAGAGAAGCCAAAGACGCCGACGAGAAAUACAAAGCCGCCAUUCGCCGCCUAGACCUCCUUCGCUGCAAUCUCGAAGAAUCCAUGAUGGACCACCUAAAAUUCCUCGAGCGCUGCGAAACCGAUCGCCUCAAAGCCAUCAAAUCCGUCAUUCUCGACUUCUCCGGCGCCAUCUCCAAUAGCAUCCCUUCCUUUCAGUCACAAGUCGACAACAUGGUCCUAUACCAAGAGACUAUCAAUCCUCUCAGCGACCUUCGGUACUUUCUCGAAAACUACCGCGUCGGCGCCUUUGUCCCUCGUCCGACCCCCUACGAGAACUACUACGGCAGCGUCGACGACCAGAUCUUCGGCGUGGACCUCGAAGCCCGUGCCCGCGCCGAUCGGAAACGCGUCCCUGUCCUCGUGACCUCUAUCCUAACCUUCCUCGACAACCACUAUCCGGACCUCGAAGGCGACGAAGCCCGUCGGAGCAUCUGGCUCGUCGACGUGCCCUUAGCCGCAACUCACCACCUGCGCAACCAGCUCAACCACCACAACCAGACUCCCGAAAACGGCAGCAGUAGCAGCAGCGCGAACAAAAUCCCCCGCGAAGUCCUCGAGCGCUACGAGAUCCCCAUCGUCGCAUCCGUCCUCAAACUCUACCUUCUCGAACUCCCAGACUCUCUAGUCUCUAGCCAGGUCUAUGAAAUCAUCAAAACAAUCUACGCCACCACCUCCGACGCAACACCCAACCCCAUAUCCUCCGACUCCGUCGACUCCGCACCUAGGAUAAAAGUCCUGCAGAGCACAUUAGGCCAACUACGUCUAAACAACAUCGCCACCCUCGACGCCAUCACGACACACUUCACACGACUGAUUGAUCUCACGAGUGCGGAUGAUGCGUAUGUGGGCGAGCUGGCGCACGUGUUGGCGCCGUGUAUACUGCGGCCGCGGACGGAGAAUACGUUGACGUUGGAGGAUCGGCAUGCGUAUCGGCUCGUCCGUGAUCUGUUUGAGCACAAGGAGGCUAUUUUUGGGGAGCUGAAGCGGCAGUCGAGUACGUUGAGUGCGAGCAAUAGUAUUGGGGGAAGGACGCGGGCGGCGAGCAAAUAUGGAGCACGCGCGAAGGCCAUAUCGGAGGCGAGAAGGGAUAGGAGUCCCGCGCCGACGAAUCGGCACCGCAGAGACAAAUCCACUGAUGGGUCAAUAUCAGCAGGUCGCUUUCCGGUUGUUGCUAGUCCGAGGCCGGAUCAGUCGACGUUUGCUCAUCGUGACGCUGGAGCAAGGGUGUCGCUGCCCAACAAGCGCACGAGUCUCGAAGUGCCCGGGAGUUUGGACUCGAGUCCAGUCCAGAAUCGGAAUGCGGACGCGCAUAAUAAGCUGGCGGCUAUCACGCAGGGACAGCCGAGUGUGGCUGCUGGUAACGCCGGCGGGCCGGCAUCAGCGGCGCCCAAAGUCGAUACCGCAAACGGCACCCCUACAGCCACCACCGCUUCGGGUUUGACGGAUUCGCCUUCGGCGCUGAACACGCCCACCUCCCUGAAGAUGAACAUGUCCGCCUUCGGCGGCCCGGGCCCGCAUAUCCCGCCGCCUGUCUCAGACGACGAAUUGUCUGAUCACGCUUCUUCGCCUCAACAGCGGAAGGCUGCGCUAGCGAAUAAUCAGGCUGCGUUUGGCCAGAAUGCGCAAGUGGGAGGCGGCAGCCUGAAGCGCUCGGCCGCUGGCAGUGGGAAAAGCGCACCUUUAGCGAGAGGGAGGCAGGGAACGAGGCAGGGAACGGCUGACAGCAUCGGUGGACAAAGCGCGCAGCAGCAGGGAGUGUCAUUGAGUGACAAGCCUUUCGAUGAUGACUUUUCGUGA